GCCAACAAAGGAUCGACCGCGCCUACAACACUUUAUUAUACUAAAGAUAUUCAAUAUCUUGCACAUGAACCGAUACUUAAGAAAUUCCGAGAAUACAAGAUCUUUAUAAAAAAAUUAAAUAAGGCGCUCGGAAAACAACAACUGAGCGUCGCAAAAAGUUUAGAAAAGAACAAGCCG
Molecule: messenger RNA, 177 nt
Organism: Dentiscutata heterogama
Lineage: Eukaryota; Fungi; Glomeromycota; Glomeromycetes; Diversisporales; Gigasporaceae
Source: the annotation of a GenBank genome assembly